AUGGUUGGAGUUGCUCUUAGGUUGAGACCUUUCAUUGCCCACAACGGCAACCUCGUCAACUACUCGUCUCUCCGCUCGGACCUCGAGGAUAAAGGUACGAUCUUUAACACGACGUCGGACACCGAGGUGAUUUUGCAUCUCAUUGCGCAUUCAAAGUUGAGACCUUUCAUUGCGAGGCUGGUUGCUUGUGAGGCUGUUGAUGGGGCUUACUCGCUUGUGGUUUUGACUGAGGAUAAGCUCUAUGCUGUUAGGGAUCCACGCGGGUUUCGCCCGUUGGUGAUGGGUAGGAGAAGGACGAAUGGGGCGAUUGUUUUCGCAUCGGAGACUUGCGCGCUCGACCUGCUUGAUGCGGUGUAUGAACGAGAGGUGAAUCCUGGGGAAGUGAUUGAAGUUGAUGUUAAUGAUUUGUCAAUAACUUCAAUGUGUUUGAUGCCGAAGAGGGAAAGGAAAGCUUGCAUCUUUGAGCAUAUUUACUUUGCAUUGCCGAAUUCGAUUGUAUUUGGUCGAGCUGUUUACUCUUCUAGGCUGUCUUUUGGAGAAUUGCUCGCUGAGGAGUCGCCUGUGAAGGAUGCUGAUGUUGUGAUCCCUGUGCCUGAUUCUGGGUUUUUCGCGGCGCUUGGAUAUGCAAACAAAUCAGGGGUUCCUUUUCAACAGGGGCUAAUUCGAUCGCAUUAUGUUAGUAGGACAUUCAUUCAGCCUUCACAGGAGUUGAGAGAUCUUGCAGUGAAAUUGAAGCUUGCUCCUGUACCUGGAGUUCUUGAAGGAAAAAAGGUUGUGGUUGUUGAUGAUUCAAUUGUGAGAGGGACUACAUCGUCGAAGAUUGUGAGGUUGAUAAAGAAUGCAGGGGCAAAAGAGGUGCAUAUGAGGAUUGCUAGUCCUCCAAUUGUUGGCUCUUGUUAUUAUGGGGUCGAUACGCCAAGGACUGAGGAGCUGAUUUCGAAUAGGAUGGAUGUUGAGGGGAUUAGAAGGAAAAUUGGGUGUGAUUCGCUUUCGUUUUUGUCAUUGGAGAGCCUUAGGAAAUUGCUCGGAGAGGAGGCAUCAACAUUUUGUGAUGCUUGUUUCUCGAGGAAUUAUCCGGUGCCUCCGGUGGAGAAUGAGGCUGACAGGGCGAUGUCGGAGUUGGCGACAGUUACUUAGGGACAAUGAUGAUGAGAGUAUGUCUUAUUUUGCCUUUUUAUACAAUGCUUACUUUUGCUUACAGGAUAUAGGAGAUGAAGAGAUUGGGUCAUGUUUGUGACAUGAGAUUUUGAGUUUAUGUAUGAGUAUAUUUUGCUUUA
Messenger RNA from Asparagus officinalis (garden asparagus), 1277 nucleotides. Its product is annotated as amidophosphoribosyltransferase 2, chloroplastic-like. Gene Ontology annotation, biological process: purine nucleobase biosynthetic process; purine nucleotide biosynthetic process. Gene Ontology annotation, molecular function: amidophosphoribosyltransferase activity. Gene Ontology annotation, cellular component: cytoplasm. The record is from RefSeq and is a predicted model, not a curated record. Lineage: Eukaryota; Viridiplantae; Streptophyta; Magnoliopsida; Asparagales; Asparagaceae.